CACCGUGCACCAUGACAUUUUGGAUGCCGUAGCCUGAAGGUGGAUUCUAAUCUUUGCUCUUUUCACAUGAGAAUGGAGUGAUUGCGAGUGCAGCAUCCGAGUGCACUUGUUGUUCUGCCUCGUUAUCUGCUAACGGACUGAGACGCAGCUCCAGCUCCACUGCAUUUACUCUAUCACCAAGAUAUCCACUGUAAAAUCCCUUAGAGGUGUUUAGACGUGUUUCUGUCCAAGAUGCCAGUACUAACAAGGCCUGAGAUUGCCAACAAAUUUAAGGAGAAAUGGAUGCUGCUUCAUCCAGAGGACUGUGAAAACGCCAGUGGUUCUGUGAGUUUGGACGACAGCCUCACCAGCCUUCACUGGCUUCAGAACUUCUCCAUCCUCAGUGCCAAUCCAGAAAGGUCUCCAAGCUUUGGAUGCCACCCGCAGCACUUCCCUCAGCCCAAGAACCCUUCGGGGAGCUCUGACUCACCCUCCAGCCCCCCUGCUGGGGACACAGCAGCCAUGGGCAUGGCUCAGCCCCCAGGAAAUCCCAUGCCAGCCUGUAGCACUUACAGCCAUCCACAGGUUGGACUCUAUGGCCACAGUGAGGAAAUUGACUACAAAACGAACCCUCAUGUCAAACCCCCUUAUUCAUAUGCCACGUUAAUCUUCAUGGCCAUGCAGGCCAGCAAGAAGACUAAAAUCACCCUGUCUGCCAUCUACAGCUGGAUCACUGAGAACUUCUGCUACUACAGACACGCUGAGCCAAGCUGGCAGAAUUCAAUUCGCCACAACCUGUCGCUGAACAAGUGUUUCAUGAAGGUGCCCAGGCAGAAGGAUGAGCCAGGAAAGGGAGGCUUCUGGCAGAUUGACCCUCAGUACGCAGACAUGUUUGUAAAUGGGGUCUUCAAACGAAGGCGGAUGCCUGCCACAAAUUUCAACACCCAGAGACAGAGCAGAUUGCUAUCCUCUUGUUCUUCUUAUAGCCCUCAACGCAACCAACAAACAGCGAUGGUCCACUACCAAGAGCCUGUAGCAGGAAGCAAACGCAAGCAGGUGUUUCCCAAGCAUGGGGGCAAGUUGUCGAGGGUGUCCCAGUCGCCACUGCUGGCCAGUGAGAUCAAAAGCUCAGACGUUCUCCGGGGGGACUUUGACCUGGCUUCUGUCUUCGAUGAUGUCCUUAGUGGGAACGGCAGCACCUUUGAGGACUUGGAUAUCAACACUGCUCUGAGCUCUCUGGGCUGUGAAAUGGAGGUGUCCUCCCAGAACCAGCAUAUACCUAGCCUGCCCAAAUGGUACAGCAAUGAGGAUGAACAGGCUUGUGCUUACUUGGAGAUGAACAGCGGAUUGGGAUGCAGCAUGGAGGACUUUCAGCAGCAGCAGCAUCAGCAGCACAUACAGACCCAUCCACAAUAUUAUGAAGGAAUGGCACUGUUUUCAGAUAUUCCUCAGCAGCAGCAGCACCCCUGGGAGAUUAAAGAGGAAGUCCAAGCCAUCCCACUGUCUCUGGACCAGGGUUAUGGUCUCUGUGAAGGAUUCUUCUCCGAGAUGCCUCUAUGGGAGAGGGCAGAGUCAUUUCCAUGAACAUUCAUACUCUUUCCUCAUUCACUGCUGGUCUAAGGAUCUAUUGACUUUUGUUUUGCUACAUUAGCAUAAUGAAAUGGUUCAUAAUAUGGAAAAUGGUAUAUAAUUCUUCUUUUUACUUCUUUUGCAUUUUUUUGUUCCCUGAGAAAUCUAUGCUGAACAUUAAUGAUUAUCCUUGUUCCUUUUUUUUUCAUGGUUGGAGGAUUUAAUUUUCAAGAUGCACAUUGCUAUUGUGGAACAUAUCUAAGUAGUGGCAAAUCGAUUUUUGUGUAGGUUAAUCAAGCAAAAUCUAUAUAGUUUUAGUUCACUUGACAUUUUAGACAAAGUUAUAAUAUGAAUAUAUAAUCAUUUUUAAAAAUCUUAACAAAAUCAGCUAUCACAAGAAAAAUGGGAUGCAACGAGCCAAAGUGCUUUGCAGAAAUAUUUUCAGAGAAACCCAGCACAAGCACUUUGAGUCACUGUUUAAGUUUGGUUACUCUAUUUCAGCCUUAUAAUUUAUUUGAUACAAUGUGAGAAAUGUGAGGCUUCUUUCUUUCUUUCUUUUUUACACAAGCUGUUUAAAUGCCAUUGUUCUGUUUUUAUUUUCUGAUUAGUUGUGAAAGGCAAUACCAUAAACAUGGCAAGGACUGUUUUAGAAGUGUAUUUGUAUUGACUUUUUUUGAAGAAUGGAUUCUAACAUGCAACUUAAAUCAAACUAUAUUCUGUACUUGAAUAAAAAGAUCAAUCAUCUGAAA
This is a messenger RNA of Pygocentrus nattereri (red-bellied piranha), 2297 nucleotides long. It is a transcript of the gene foxj1b, whose product is annotated as forkhead box J1b. Gene Ontology annotation, molecular function: sequence-specific DNA binding; DNA-binding transcription factor activity. The transcript is spliced from 3 exons. The record is from RefSeq and is a predicted model, not a curated record. Gene Ontology annotation, biological process: regulation of DNA-templated transcription. Lineage: Eukaryota; Metazoa; Chordata; Actinopteri; Characiformes; Serrasalmidae. The coding region runs from base 232 to 1563 and encodes 443 amino acids.